CACAUUCAUUACGGUUGUCUUUUUGACGUCCCAUCAUGAUUUUUUGUCCAUCCGUUCAAAAUUAAAGUGAAUAAGAACCAUGUACAGGUUUGUUUGCACGCAUCUGUCCAAAUCGCGCAACAUCUCCGGCACGUGCAAGAAAAUCUCGCAAAGUACCAGGUACCAUUUCUCCAACAGCAAGCCAUCGUCAAGUUCGGCGACUCGGGAACGAUCGGAAGAGCCAGAAGACACUAACAACAACGAAACUUCAGCAGAAAAUAGCAAUAGACCAGUAACAUGUCCUGCCAAAUUACAACAUGUUCAUGUCUGUACCAAAACGUUUGGAUUGGGCAACGUUAAAAACGCCAGCCAUUUAGCAGAACAUCCAAAAUUAUAUACAAAUAAUUUUCUGACAGUCAAUCCCCCCGUUCCGAGCAUUUCGAAAAAAUAUUUCCACAUUUAUUCCAUAUCGAAAGACCGCAUCCCAAUCGACGAUCCCGCUAUACCUGUGAAACGCCUCUACUCGGGAUACUCCUAUCGCCAUUUGGGCACCGAUGAACUAGACAAUUACAAGAUGGCCCUGCAUGACUUGCAGCGUAUCAAAUCCCAAAAACUGGAUUCGCAGUGGAGACCGAAGACAUCAGGCAGCUACAAGAGUAGCUCCGCCCAUUCCAGUAGUAUGUGGCUAAAGACUCGUAAAAGACAUACCAGCAAAACUGACAUCAGUUAUCCCACGCACACGAUCAAUCACCACCUAAAACUGAAUAAACGGUACAGAAUAAGAGAAGGCGCGACAGAUUGCCAAGUCGACGUUUUGGAACAAGCGCUGAUCAGCAGUAAAAAAAUGGAAGAGCAGAUGCAGAGAGUGACUCAAUGUUUAGACGCGAAGUACUCCAAGAAAGGGAAAAUGAUUACUAACAAGCCCAAAAGAGAAAAUUUGAUUAAUAUUACAAUUAGCAAGAAGAAAUCUACAAGCAGUGCUAAAGCCAGAAAAAGUCAAAAAAGUCAAGAGAGACCUGAAGUUAGCCCAACCGCACAGUCCUAUAUACAAUAUCACCCCACAAUAAAAAAUGCCAGCAAAGAGGUGAAGAUGAGAUUGAAAAGGAAAUAUGUACAGUUACUGCUUAAACCGUCAAAGCAACAAGGAUUACUAUCAAGUAACUGGAAUCAACCUGAGGUUAAAGAUGAAUUAGAGGAAGAACCAUAUCAAGAUGAUAAUGUUAAAGCUGAAGAAACCAAUGCGGAGGAAGCAAAUUUUUCAGAAUUUGAAAAAGAAGCUGUAGCUCAACCAGCCGAAAUUGUCAUGGCGGAAAUGGAAGACCACGUGGAAUCUGCAAGGUAUCCCCAAAGAGUGUACGUUGAUAUAUCUACUCCGUAUGAGAUAGACAAGGUUUGCCUUAUAACAAAAUCUGAUAAACACAGUUCAGCGGGUAUUUCAGAAGCUCAAAAAGUCUCAAGAAGCGAAAUACUUGACGAGAAUACCGAAGCAAUUCAACCAACCAGCAAUCAACGGGGUCCCAAGGUUCAAAAGGCCCAAAUCAAUUUAGCCAACAUGGAAAAAGACUUGGAAAACACAAAUAAAUUCAUCAAAGAGCUGACAGAUUUAGAGGAUAGAAACUUAGGAUCGCUGGCAGAGCAGGUGCGUAUCAGUAAGAAGAUUGACCAGCUCAUGCAGCAUAGGGAGAAGAUUACGCAAGAACUGAGGUCUCUAAUCGCCGUACCUGGAAAGAAAAACGAAGUUGCCGAGCCACGAAUAAAGCCACCCGAGAAAACGGAAAUAGAACCUCUAGAGUACGAUGAAAUCGAGAACCUCAACUCGGAAGCGGUUAAAAAGAACCAACGGGCAAACCGGUUGAGAAGAAUAAUGGAACAUCAUAGUAUAAUUGAGGAAAGAAACGCCCAGAUGGAACUGCAAAAACCGAAAAUUAAUACGCGGAAAAGUUCCAUAAUGAAGAAUAUUGGGGAACUGUUGGAAAAAAAUAAACGGCGAGAUCAAGUCAAACAGGAACUACUAGAUUUAGAACUGGGCAACAUUAAGCCGCUAAGUCGAUCGGAGGAAGAGAGGAUGAUCCAGAAACAUCCUCAAAUGAAAAGUAUACAAGCCAAGCCCGCCGCCCCUGAGACUACUGAGGCGUCGUCUUAUUUGGAAGAACCGGACGAGGUCGAAGAACUUAACGAAAAGGCAUCGGCCAAAGUGCGCAUGGCGCGUCACCAAAAUAUGCUAAGGAGGCAACAAAUGGAAAUAGAUAAAUUGAAGGAACAGAUGGCGGCUGUAGUGGCCACGCCAACUGUCGAGAAAGAAUCGCCGAAGGGGGAUAAAAAAAUAGCGGUUUUGGUGGAGAAGAACAACAGGGCUGAAAGAGUUAGAGAAAAAAUUGAAAACUUUAACGAUAGUACAACAGGACGAGAAAAGGAGCAUGCUACAAGAGUAACUCGACCACGACAAGAUGUUAAACCAAUGAAGGAAGACUCUAGAGCGGAACCCACAACGGAGAGAUCCGAUGAAAUUACUACAGAAACGGAAAUACACAAAAAGGUACCCGCGUCUAAAAUUGAGGAUACAGUAAAAAAAAUACUGAAUGCAGUGUUGCUGAAUCAAAUAAUACCUCCAGUUAAGAGUGAAUUACAACAAGAGGACGUAGAAAAAGAAUCUGAAGAAAAAUUGUGUAGCUUGGCGAAUGAAAAUAUGAAAUCAUCGAAAGAUAAAAAAAACGACAAAAUAAAACGUAUAGAAGAACCAACUAAAAACCAGACUCAAGAUAGCCAAAAUGGAACCCAUAACAGCCCACAAAAAGAAGCAAUAAGUCCAAAGCAACAAAAAGAACCAGUGUGCAGUAUUCCAACUUUAAAGGAAAAAGACCCGUCUGAAGACGACGAAGAUUUGGAUGUCGUACUAGUCCGCGACAGAGAAAAUCAGAAUAAAGAAGUUACGGCUAAAGAAAGGCCAAAAGAAGUACCAUCUCAUGAUCUAAAAGAAAAAACAAGUACCAACCAAGAAACCCUUCAAUGUCGUUAUCAAAAAUUACUGUCGGAACUGGGAAUUAAAAAUAUUAACGGCAUUGUUCCAGUUGAUGUUGCCAAAGAACUAGAACCGAUUCCCAUUAAAACUAAAAAAGAAAUUCAGCCUGUGUGUGAAACAACAGGUAUCAUGAUCAAUCCUAACCUAACUCAACAGGAAUAUAAGUCGGAUAUGAACCAGAACAAAAACUCUGUAAUUCAGUUGAAAUCUUCGAAAGAAACUGGAACGGUUAAAGAAGAAAAUAUAAAAGAUUUAAUAAUACAACCUAACCUUGAGGCGAAAGAUAUUACGAAAAUUGACCCCAAAAAAGCGGAUUUAAGCGUUAAUAUUACAGACGCUAUCAAAACUGUAAUGCUUGAUGACACCCUCCACACAGUAGAAAAACUUAACGAAACACCAUUAAAAUACUAUGUAAGCACGAAUAACGCCAUAGAAAAAACAACCGAAAAACCUCUAGAAUGUCGUGUGGAAAUAGGAGCUCCUAACUCUAUAUUCUCGGGCAAAAAUGUAUCAGGAAAAACAACCGAAAACCCGUUAGAAUGUCGCGUGGAUAACUUGAUAUCCACAUGCAAAAAAGUGCCAGAAAUACUGACUAUCAGCAACAUAAACGAAACAGUUAUGAAAGAGUACUUUAUGGAAAAAAUAUUACCGGGGACGUUUGAAACGAUCUACCUACCGAAAAGCGAGGUGGUGGUGAAUUUUAAAAACGAACCGAUGGAAGCGAAAACGUACAUCGGACAUGCGCAAUGUCCUGUAAAUGAUAAUAAAGGUAGUAGCAUAAAUGAAUCUAAGAAUGUAGAAGAUAAAAUUAAAAAGAAAGUCAUUAAGCUAAAAGACGGAAUAUCAGAGUUGUAUACAAGGGUGAAGAGGAAAAGUUCCAGAGAAAUGACGAUGAAACAAUUUGAAAUGAGUGCCGGCGAUUCGGAACAAAAAGCAGACAAAGCAAAGGACAACGAAAACGUAAAGAUGAACGAAGGAAUUAACAUAAAAAAUAUAGAGAAAAGCUGUGAGAACAAAACUCAGACCGAGGUACUGGAUACCAAACCUUCAAGCACUUCUUCGAAACAAAGUUAUCCAAAAAACAGUGUAUCCAGGUUAGGAAAUAAAAUUAGGGUACCACCUCCUGUACGACCUCCCUCCGGUAAAGACAAGGAAAAACGCAAAAAAGACAAGCCGAAAGGUAAAAAAGACAUGGUGUUGCCACCGAAAAGAAAAGAUGGAGAUACAGGUGCCGUUUUGUCCGGGAAAUCAUAUAAACCGGAGAGCUCUAAAAAUUCAGAAAAAAAUACUGCUGAAAAGAUAUCAGGACUAGAAGGAAAUAAACUAAUAAAGUCUACAAAUGAUUUACAACAAACAAAGGGGACUUUGGAAGUACAAAGGGAUACCACCGUUGGACAGACGUCCAAAACAGAACCACAAAAGAAAGAUUCCUCAAAAACCGUGGUCGCUACCUCUGAAAAGAUUGAUAAAAUGGAAGAAAAGAAACCGCUUAAAUCUUUAGAUAACUAUAAAUACGAAGAAGAAAAAUCCGAAACACAAAGAGAUGUUGUCCUUCCUAAUAAAUUAAGUCUCAAUUCAGUGGCGCCACAAGCAUCGCAACAAGUACACGAGCUUAAAACGAAUGUUACUAAUACUGGAAGGAUAUUGAAUUUACAAGAAAAUAAACCAAUUUCAGGUGAAUAUAAACACGAAAAAGAUAAAUUCAAAGAACAAAAGAAUAUUGCUACUCAUCCAUUAAGAGCUUCAGAGAAGACGUCUCAUCAGGGAUAUAGUGCCAAAUCAAGUGGUACUGAUGUUGAAAGAGCAUUUAAUUUGGGAGAAAAUAAAUCCACGAAAUCUCUAGAUAUUAUUCCUCCUCUAGGUGCUUCAGAGAAGAAAUCUCAUCUGGGAUAUAGCGCCAAGUCAAGUGGUACCGACAUUGAAAGACCAUCUAAUUUCGGAGAAAAUAAUUCCACGAAAUCUCUAGGUAUUGUUCCUUCUCUAGGUGCUUCAGAGAAGACAUCUCAUCAGGGAUAUAGUGCCAAGUCAAGUGGUACGGAUGUUGAAAGAGCAUCUAAUUUCGGAGAAAAUAAAUCCACGAAAUCUCGAGAUAUUGUUCCUCCUCUAGGUGCUUCAGAGAAGAAAUCUCAUCUGGGAUGUAGCGCCAAGUCAUGUGGUACCGACACUGAAAGGCCAUCUAGUUUCGGAGAAAAUAAAUCCACGAAAUCUCUAGGUUUUGCUCCUUCUCUAGGUGCUUCAGAGAAGACAUCUAAUCAGGGAUAUAGCGCCAAGUCAAGUGGUACUGAUGCUGAAAGAGCAUCUAAUUUGGGAGAAAAUAAAUCCACGAAAUCUCUAGAUAUUGUUCCUUCUCUAGGUGCUUCAGAGAAGAAAUCUCAUCAGGGAUAUAGCGCCAAGUCAAAUGGUACCGACACUGAAAGAGCAUCUAAUUUCGGAGAAAAUAAAUCCACGAAAUCUCUAGGUUUUGCUCCUCCUCUAGGUGCUUCAGAGAAGACAUCUCAUCAGGGAUAUAGCGCCAAGUCAAGUGGUACCGACACUGAGAGAGCAUCUAAUUAUGGAGAAAAUAAAUCCACGAAAUCUCUAGGUAUUUUCCUCCUCUAGGUGCU
Molecule: messenger RNA, 5601 nt
Organism: Sitophilus oryzae (rice weevil)
Lineage: Eukaryota; Metazoa; Arthropoda; Insecta; Coleoptera; Curculionidae
Product: centromere-associated protein E-like
Exons: 18
Coding region: 80-5596 (1838 amino acids)
Source: RefSeq, a predicted model, not a curated record